Strongyloides ratti is the source of this 4416-nucleotide messenger RNA. Its product is annotated as Protein mesh. The transcript is spliced from 3 exons. NCBI's taxonomy places the organism in Eukaryota, Metazoa, Nematoda, Chromadorea, Rhabditida, Strongyloididae. Gene Ontology annotation, biological process: cell-matrix adhesion. Bases 1 to 4416 code for a protein of 1471 amino acids. The record is from RefSeq and is a predicted model, not a curated record.
AUGCUGAAAAAAACAGCAUUAAAAUAUAAUUUAUUCUCAGAUACAAUAAUAUUUAAAAAUUUUUUAUGUAAUUUUUUUAUAAUAACAGUAUUAUUAAAUUAUUCUAUAAAUGGUCAAGGAAUAAGUGGAAAUAUUGCUGGAUCAACAGGAAAUGUAAAUCAAAAUAUAAAUGUUAAUCAACAAGCAGGACAAUUAUUUACAGGAACAGGUUCAAAUAUUUAUUAUGGUGUUAAUCUUGUUCCUUUUGGACCAGAAGUUGGUGAUAUGGAAGUUGCACCAGGUUUUUUAACUUCAGGACAAACAAUUGAUCUUCAUAUGUUUUUCCCUUUUUAUGGUGGUCUUUAUAAUUAUACAAUAAUAUCAGUUAAUGGUUAUAUUGCAUUUGCUACUGUUCUUGAUCAAGGUCCAACAAUAAAUGUUGGUCCUGAUACAACUGAUUGGCCUCGUGUUCAAGAUCCUGCUAUGAUAGCGCCAUAUUUAUGUAAACAACAAAUUACACAAGAUGUUAUACCUGGUUUAAAAGCUGGUGUUUUUUUUAGACUUAUAUUACGACAAUCUUUAUUUGGUCAACAAUCAGGUUCAAAUAUAAAUCAACAACAAUCAAUGACAUCAUCAAGUUUUUUUGGUCAAUCACCAUCACAAGCAUGUCCUGGAACACCUGGAAGUUAUGUAAGAUGUGAUGCAAAUGGUGAUUAUUUUUUAGAUGAAAUGCAAAGACAAAUAAUGGAAGGUGUUGCUGGUGGUACUACAUUUAGACCUGAUGGUGCUGUAAUUGUUACUUGGUAUAAUACUGGUUCAGCAAUUUCUGGUAGAUCUGAUCUUGAUAGUGGACAAUUAUCAACAUAUCAAAUUGUAUGGUUAACUGAUUCAGCAGCUCGCUUAUCAUAUGUUAUUAUUAAUUAUGAUAAAUUAGGUUUUGAUGCAGCUGAUUUUAGGCAUAAUUCAAGAUCAGGAAGAUGUAGAGCAUUAUUUAAUGGUGGUAAUCAUACAGGAUUUGUUGAUGUUGAUCCAACACAAGGAUAUAAAAAUUCUCCAACAAUUCUUGCACAAAGAUCUGGUGUUCCACAUAUUGUUAGAGGAAGAUAUAUGUUUCGUGUUGAUGAUGUUGUUAGACCAGCUGGAUGUUCCAAUAAAACUGGUGGAACAUAUCCAAUGCUAAUUUAUCCAAAUAUUAUAAAUAUGUUAGGAGAAAUGACAGUUGAUGUUAAUGCUAUGUGUUUAGAUAAAAAACAAACAUAUGUUUUAAUGAUAGAAAGAAGGCAAACUGCUCCAUGUGUUAUAUUAAAUGCUGCAAUAGCUAGAUGUACUAUUCCUAGAAUUUAUGAUUGGGGAACAAAAACAUUAUAUUUUCAACCACAAACAGGUAAAGCAAAUGAUGAUAAAGCAUUUGUUGGAUAUGCAUAUUUUGUUCCACCAACAUUAGAUCCAAUGAGAUUAGAUAUUGGUAACAUAUAUAGUUGGUUUGAAAAUCCAAUAAAAGAAAUGGUUAAACCAAUAUCAUGGUAUCCAAGAAAUUUUACUAAUCCUGAUAUAAAUCUUUGGACAAGUAAUAGAUUAUUAAGUGAUCAGUCAUUAUAUUCAGCAACAUUAGGUCUUUAUGUUAUUGGAUAUAAAGAAUCAUUAGAUGAACAAUUAAAAAAAUUUAGACCUGUUCAUCGUGUUUUAUGUCGUUUAGAAAGUUAUUCAAAUCAACCACAAUAUGCAUGGGUACCACAAGAAGAAACAAUAAAUAUAAAUCAAGUUGAACAAUGGUAUCUUAAUGAUUGGGAAAGAAAUCAUGAAUUAUAUUCAUAUCGUUUUGGUUAUCUUAAACUUGCACCAAUAUCAAGUAAUGAACAAAUGGGUAUUGAACCACAUUUAUUACCAGGUUUAACAUCAGCACCAAUAUCAUUACAUUGGUUAUGGUCACCAGAAAAUCAAUCAUUUGCUGGAACAACAUUUUCUCAACAACAAACAGAUUAUCGUAAAGAAUUUGUUAUUGAAAAAUCAACACAAAUGUGUCAUGAUUGGUAUGAUGAAGAUGGUGCAUUAUAUAAUUUUGUUAAAGAUACUGAAACAAAUGCAUCUUGUCCAUGUAUUGAAGCACAAGCUAAAAUGGAUAUAGGACGUUUUAUGCCACAUCCAAGAUGUUCACAAGAAUUUCGUGAUAUAACUUGUACUGAAAUGAUUGGUUCAGAAAAUUGUUAUAUGUCAGCACAAAAUGUUUAUGCAUCAUAUAUGGGUAAAGAUGACAAAAAUUAUUAUAAAAGACGUGAUUAUGACGAUAUUAAUUUACAAAAUGAAAAUAAAAGACAUAAUCGUUUUCAGACAAGUUUUGGACAGGUAUGUUGUUAUGAUCAAAAAGGAUUUCUUAUGCAAACACCAUAUCAACCUGUUGUAAGAGUUAUACCAGAUAUUUUUUAUAAUCCUGGUUUUCCUAAUCGUGCAUAUGAAUUUGGUUCUUCACCAUAUUUAGGACAAUUUGAAGUUCCAGGACUUUCUGUAUUUCAUCAUGAUUUAAUGCCAUAUUAUUUAUGUUGUAAAUUUGCAAAAUUUAGAUGUCAAAUGUUUUAUUGGAGAAGACCAUCAUCAGCAUGUCAAGCAUAUCAACCACCAGCUGUUGGUAGAGGUGUUGGUGCUGGAACAUGGGAUACAAUUGAUAAUCAAAAAUUUAUUUUUAAUGAACCUGGUGUAUAUAAUUUAUUAUAUAUACCAUCAACAGAAACAAAUCCUGAAGUAAGAAUACAAGUUAGAUUAGAAAGAUAUCCAAAUAGAAAAGUUGAUUUUUCAUUAUUAGGACAUUAUUUAACACAAGCUGAUUUGGUACAACCAACAAAUGCAACUGUUAUUACAGGUAUUGCUAUGGAAGCAACAGGAACUGAUAGAGUUGUUGUUACAGCUAGAGGUGAUACAAGAAGAUUUAGAUAUAGAACAAAUAUUUUUGUUAAAAAUAUUUUAAGAUAUUUUGAUCAUAUGAAAAUACAACGAUUUGAUGGUGUAUUAGUUUAUGUUAAUAAUGUUAUUAGAGGUAUUCCUGAUGUUUAUGUUGUUUUGGAGGAAGCUGAAAUUGGUAUAAGAAUUAAAGAAUCAUAUGCUUUAGAUAUUGAUAGAUUAUCAAUGUAUCAAGAAUCAAUGGGUAUGUUAGAUAUUGAAGUAUCUGUUCCACCAAGAUAUGGUGUUAAUCCUAUAGGUGAAAAUUUUAUGGAUCAAGCAUAUAGAGAAAUAUAUAAUCUUCCUAGAGUUGCUGGAUUACUUAGACCAUUUCCUGAUCAAACAACAGGAUCAUUUUAUAAUGAUAUAACAUUAACAGAUGUCAAUUCAGAUUCAUUUAGAUCACAAAUAAUAAAUAAUUAUCGUAUUCCUGGUACUGGUGGUCCUGGUUCAAACCAAAAUAUUGCUGGUAUUCUUAAUAGUUAUAUGCCAACAGAUAAUAUGUUUACUAAUAGUAAAGAUGAAGAUUCUAAAUUUGAAGUAUUUCCAGAAGUUGCUAUGAAAAAUUCACCAAUAUUUAAAACAGCACCAAAAUAUGAAACUGGUUAUUAUAGAUUUGUACCAAUGACAGGACAAAAUCUUCAACAAUUAUUACAAAAUUGUAGAGAUAUGACACAAAAUUAUAUUAUUAAUCAACAACCAUUAGCUAGUGCUUUAACAUUAAAUUAUGGCAGAUUAUAUUGUCCUGAUAAUCCUGAAGCUGUUUUAACAGAAUGUGGUGAUUCAGUUCCAUGUCUUUAUGAUUGGGCAUUAUUAAAUUCAAAAAUAUUAGGAAUAGAAUUACAAAAUAGUUGGAAUACUUUUAUUGUUGAUAGACAAUUAAUGACAAAACAAUAUAAUAGUUGUGGUGCAAUUAAUAUUGAAUAUCCAGAAUAUAUGACAAAAACACCAUCAUUUGAUUCAGCCUAUCUUCAAGGUGAUACUGUUAGAUUUGGUUGUGAUCAAGCUCAUUGGAUAAAAGGAGAAAAUGAAUAUAAAUGUUCAAAAAUUGUUGAUUAUAAUGAUCCAACAAGAUAUCGUUAUGAAUGGAAUAAAGGUGAACAACCAUGGUGUAGAUCACGUGAAAAAGAUAAUAUGCUUCAAUGGCUAACAGGAAUAUUUUCUACUGUUGCUAUUAUUAUAGCAAUUGUAUUUGGUUUCUUAAUUUGUUGGUUCGUAAAACAAAAAAGAAUGAAAGAAAUGGAAGAUAAAGAUUAUGCAAUUCGAAGUCGUUCAACUUCACCACCAAGUGGAAGAAAAGGUAAAAAAAAUUAUGCUUAUGAUAACAAUGAUGAUGUUAUGUUGACUCCAAUAUCAAGACCAACAUCACCAUUUGGAAGAAGUGAUAUUAGAUCAAGAACAACAACAAAUCCUUUAAAUACAGAAAUUAGAAAUCGUUCUACCGUUGGUGGUAGUAUUUUGGAUGGACCGCAAAGUAACAUUCAAGGAUUCAAUACAAGUGUAUAA